AUGGACUUCGAUUCUUUUUUAGCUGAGGUGGGUGACUUUGGAAUUUACCAGACAGUGCUUUUUUUCUUAAUUUGCUUACCAGCAAGUUUGCCAUCUGCUUUUUCGGCCUUCAAUCAGCCAUUUGUUGUUGGAGAACCCGUUCAUAAUUGCAAAUUCCCUACGAAUCGUGAGGAUCUCAAACCAAUAGCAGUUUAUAUUGACUUUAUUGGUAAUUUAAAGGAUGACUUAAGCUGUUGGCAAUAUAACGAAACGGAAGUUGACCUUUUAAAAAACUUGAGCAUUGAAGAUUUCAAGGAAGCUAGAAAAGAACUGAAGUUGAUACCAUGUCAGUACGGAUGGGAUUAUGAUAACUCAACAUAUAUCAAUACGCUCGUCACAGAGUUCAAUCUGGUUUGCGAUCAAAAGAAUUUAAUCGAUUUGACUGGCACAGCGUUCUACAUUGGCAGUUUCAUCGGCAAUAUCGUGUUUGGUCACGUAGCUGAUAAGUUUGGCCGUCGCGUCUCAUUUUUUAUAAUUUUGCUUACGCUUGUGGUAUUCGGUUCGGCCAAUGCAUUUGCACCAAAUAUUGAAUCAUUUAUUGCAUUACGCUUCUUGACUGGAUUACCUUUUCCUGCAUUGUUCCAAAUACCAUUUAUUAUUAGCAUAGAAUUUAUGGGUGAAUCGGGUAGAGUAUUCUGCGGACUCAUGAUUGAUGCAUUUUUUGGUUUAGCAAUGGUACUUUUGGGACUCCUAGCGAUGUUUGUUCGUAGAUGGCGACUGCUUAUUUUUUUAUGCAAUGCCCCAUUCGUCAUACUUUUCUCAUAUUACCUUUUCUUACCUGAAUCUCCACGAUGGUUGGCUUCAGUAGGCAGAUUUUCAGAAGCCAAAACUGUACUUUCGAAAAUAGCUAAAGCAAAUGGCAAGAAAGAUGUUGAUGUCCAUGAAUUAAUUUUGCAAAUGGAGAGAAACAGAUAUUCUAUUGGUGAUACGAAAGAACACACCCUAUAUGACUUAUUCAGAACGCCAAACUUGCGGAAAAAAACACUUAUCGUCACAUAUAUCUGGUUUGUCAAUGCUGCAGUAUACAAUUGCAUGACUUUAAAUAUAUCCAAUUUGCCUGUUAAUGACUACGUAUCGUUCAUAAUAAACGGAGCAGUGGAACUGCCUGCUUAUUUCAUUAUUUGGCCUCUAUUAAGUCUGAUAGGUCGUAGAUGGAGCCUAGCCUCAUCUAUGUUAUUAGCUGGUAUAGCCUGCGUCUCAACAAUGUUUGCGCCGCCUACUACGAGUAAUUUCAAUUUGAUUUACAAAGUUAAUAUUGCAAAAUUAUGGAAUAUAAGUAAUUUAUUUUGGCUAAAUUUGUAUGCUAUUCCUUUAUCAUGA
Messenger RNA from Dracunculus medinensis (Guinea worm), 1359 nucleotides. The record is from the annotation of a GenBank genome assembly. Lineage: Eukaryota; Metazoa; Nematoda; Chromadorea; Rhabditida; Dracunculidae.